AUGACUAUUUUCCUCGGAAGCCGCUCUGAUGGCCCAAGUUGUCUACUGCGAUCCCUCAUCUCGCAAGUGAUCGAAAAACAUCAGGAUCUGGCCAUCUACGUCCAUGACGUCUACUUCAAAUCGCAUCCAAAACCCACGAGGAAAGCAUUACUGAAACUUCUGCCUGAGCUCCUUCAAGGGUUGGGCUCCGUGCGGCUGAUCGUAGACGGCAUCGACGAAUGGGCUUCACAAGAUCAAGAGGAGCUUCUCAAGGACCUUUCGCAGAUGAUCUCGACCGACAGAUCCUCCCAUAUCUGCAAGAUCAUGAUUUCCAGCAGAGAGACUAUGGACGUUUUGCGAAACAUACGUAAAAAGGACAAAUCAUCCAUGACGAUCUCUCUCAGUAAUGCCAAUGAAGGUCUCGCAGUCACUCAGUCAAUCGCCAAUUUUGUCAAGGUCAAGCUUUCUGAUCUCCCGGAUCACUUCGCCGAGCUUGAUCCAGAUAAGUCGAUUAUGGCUCAUGUCGAGAAAACCCUGCUUGAGAAGUCCCACGGUAGGUUUUGCCCAAACCACUGA
This is a messenger RNA of Alternaria infectoria, 555 nucleotides long. RefSeq lists its product as uncharacterized. The transcript is spliced from 2 exons. Lineage: Eukaryota; Fungi; Ascomycota; Dothideomycetes; Pleosporales; Pleosporaceae. The coding region runs from base 1 to 555 and encodes 184 amino acids. The record is from RefSeq and is a predicted model, not a curated record.